UCAGAAUGUGGAGUUUGAAAAGGAAUCUGUUGGUGAAAGAAAGUCAUCAAUGAAAGACAAGCCUGUUCAAUUUUUGAUCCAGCAGUUAAAUCAGAUGAAAUCUGAGAAUAAGAAGCUAAAAGAAUUACAAAAUAUUGUAUAUGGAAAUUACAAUGAUUUGAUGCAAAAGUACUCCGGAGAUGAACUCAUGAAAACAAGAAAGAGAAAGGCCCCUUAUACUGAAAAUUAUGACAAUUUUGUUGAGAAAAAUGGAAACAGUACUUGUAGCUGCUGUGUUGAAGGGUCAAAUGGGACACCAAACGAAAUUUUUUCGAAUGUUUCAAAGGUUUAUGUACGCAUGGAUCCAUCUGAUAUGAGCCCAGUUGUAAAGGAUGGAUAUCACUGGAGAAAGUAUGGACAAAAGGUGACUAGAGACAAUCCAUCUCCUAGAGCCUACUAUAAGUGCUCUUUUGCCCCAACUUGCCCAGUCAAGAAGAAGGUGAGUUCAUUUCAUGGAUUUCGAAUUCUAUCGUGUACUUGAUCGUAUGAACUAAUAAAUCGGACGAGACACUAGGCCCCUUUUUGACAACCAUUAAUUGGGGAAAACAAAGUUUUGAAUAGUAUUUUUUAGGAGAAUGUGUGGUUAAAAAAUAGCGAAAAUUUUUGAAUUUUUGUGCAGAAUAUUUUAUUGUGUGGAUGUGUGGUUGAAAAUGAGUAUGUAGAAUAAUCGUUAUUAAAUAGGGGGCUAAAAUAGAUUUUCUUAUUCAUUACAUUAUAGUUGUUUAAUCUCAUUUAGUGACCAUACCAUAUGCCCAUUAAUUGCUACGAGAACAGUGAGUGAGUUUCUGUUGUAGUUUAACACAUACACGGGACAAACUUAUUUAUUGAAGCUAUGUCAAUACGACCAUCAAGUGCAGCGAGAUUCAUUUUUCAUCCUAUGCUUAACACAUGCACAUUUUUCAAAUUCACAACAAACUUAUUUUUUCAAAUUGCAUCUUCCACGGGGAUACCGACUUGUUUGAGGAAAUAAUUUGAUUUCUUGUUGGGUAUUGUGUGUUCGUUUUCAAAUUAUAAUUGAACUAAAGCAAAUAAUAAAUCAAAGUAACACUUACUUGAAAUACAAACAAAAGUUGAUACAAAAUUAACUUUUAUUAUCUUUACUUAACCAAGCAAAUGCUAAUGAAGACACACUAGUAGAGAGACAACUGAAAAGAUAUCACAUUAGAAAAAUGUAGCUUCUGGCUUUGAACCCACCUUAGUGAAAUA
Olea europaea var. sylvestris is the source of this 1245-nucleotide messenger RNA. Its product is annotated as probable WRKY transcription factor 40. Lineage: Eukaryota; Viridiplantae; Streptophyta; Magnoliopsida; Lamiales; Oleaceae. The record is from RefSeq and is a predicted model, not a curated record. The coding region runs from base 50 to 520 and encodes 156 amino acids. Gene Ontology annotation, biological process: regulation of DNA-templated transcription. Gene Ontology annotation, molecular function: sequence-specific DNA binding; DNA-binding transcription factor activity. The transcript has 3 exons.